AUGGCCGACUCCACAAAGCCAAACGGCAAACCGACCAUCGUUCGCGCUGUAGCGAAAAAGAGUCCUCAAACAGAACCAGAGAGAUUCUCCGUCGUCAAUAUUGCUCAACAAAAUGCAUGGCAGGUCCCCAUACUUGUUCCAAUGCUCUACCUCGCUGCUAUUCCACUCGCGGAAUACGCUGCUCGCCUACGCCUCACCUCGUUCAUCAUGAACAAGAUUGGGCCCCUCGCUCUCUGGAUACUGAGUGGAUUCGAUUCCAACGCCUGGAACGGCGUCAAAAUUGUGAAAAGCGACGGAAACGGAAGUCUGGCGAAUAGUGUACUAAUUACAAGCCUAUUCUACUCGUUUGUGGUUUAUGUCGUCAGUGCCGUGAUUAGCAUUGCGGGCCAAGCUGCUGGAAACCAGGCUGGGUAUCAAAACCACGAGCCGAGAAAGGGAAAGGAAAGCCUUACUGGGUAUUGCCACCGUAUGGUGUCUGCGCACGCAAACUUGAUGGAAACGUUCCCUCUAUUUGCCAUCUCGGUCUUGUUUACUCAGAUGAUCGCACCGAAUAACGAGCACCUUGUCGAACUGGUCUGCCUCCAAGCCUUUGCCAAGACAUUUAUCUACAUACCAUCGUACAUCUCCAAUGUUGAUCUACCGCGAACCAUCAGCCACUUCCUCUCCGUGGGUGCGGCCCUUCGAACGCUCACAAUACUCGCAAUACACGCUUAA
This is a messenger RNA of Serendipita indica DSM 11827, 714 nucleotides long. The record is from the annotation of a GenBank genome assembly. Lineage: Eukaryota; Fungi; Basidiomycota; Agaricomycetes; Sebacinales; Serendipitaceae.